AUGUCGGAGGGCGAGAAUGCCAUGUUCGGCGCCCUCUGCGGCUGCAUCGAGACGACGCUGCUGCAGUCGACCAACUACUGGAAGAAUGCGGCGCAGCAGGGGCUGCCCUUCACGCUCAACCCGUCUGUGCUCUACCGUGGGUAUGUCGCCAACCUAUUCAACAACGGCGCGGCGACGUCGUCCCAGUUUUUCUUUGGUGGCAUCAUCAAGAAGUCCAUGACUGGCGGCGCCGACCGGCCGCUCACGGGAUCAGAGACCAUCACCGCCGCUGUCGGUGCCGGCGUGCUCUCCGGGCCGGUCUGCAGCCCAAUCGAGCUGGUCAUGAUCCAGCAGCAGCGCAAGGGUGGCAGCCUGUUCGGCACGGCGGCUGAACUCGCGCGCGGAGGCCACCUCACCCGCCUCUUUUGCGGCGGCUACAUGGGCGUGACGCCCGUGAUGCGUGGUUGGCUUCGCGAGAACUACCCCGACUCGAUUGGAUCGACCGAGGACCGCGCGAGGCUGGCCGCCACCCUCAUCUCGACGCCGGUCUGCUCCUUUGCCUCGCAUCCGCCCGACACGCUCAAGACCUGCCUGCAGGGCGACGUCGAGCGGACCAAAUUUGGCGGAUACAGCCAGACCGCGAGCACGCUCGUUGGAGAGAGCGGCUAUCCCGCCCUCUGGCGCGGGCUGCCCUGGCGCUGCUUACGCCAGAUAUGCGCCGUCUUCAUCUUCGACAAGCUGAGCGCAGAGCUCGCGCCACGCAUCUUCCCGCACGCCUUCCACUGA
Emiliania huxleyi CCMP1516 is the source of this 765-nucleotide messenger RNA. RefSeq lists its product as hypothetical. The transcript is spliced from 2 exons. Gene Ontology annotation, biological process: mitochondrial citrate transmembrane transport. The record is from RefSeq and is a predicted model, not a curated record. The coding region runs from base 1 to 765 and encodes 254 amino acids. Lineage: Eukaryota; Haptophyta; Isochrysidales; Noelaerhabdaceae.